CUGGUCGAUGGCCUGUUCUUUCCGUUCAAAACUCCAUUGUGUUCAUUAUACGAUGAUCAAAUCGAGAAGAAACUUCGUUUCCAUCCUGAGGACGUUUUCAAUCAUCCUGCCGUAAAAGGCAAGAAAAUAGGAUUAUGGAUUGAUCUCACGAAAACUGAUCGCUACUACUUUGUGAAGGAGGCCCCAAAUAAACCAUCCUGGGAGUAUGGCGAUGCCGUUGGUUACGACGGUGAUAACGAAGCGUCUACAAGCGUCGCUCACUCGCAAGAGAACAUAGAAAACAUGGAAAAUGGAGAAGAUAAACCUCAAGGCAAACAGUUCAUGGAUGGAUUGGUUCGUGGAGUUGUUCUGGUCACGGAUCCAUUGAAAAAGAAGAUGCUUCAAGGGAAGAUCAAGGAGCUCGUUGGAGCGAAACGGGAUGGAUUCCCCGGUCUCCAACCGGUUUCUUUAGAAAGAUCUCGUGAUAAUGACAACCUAAAAAUGUUAGCGCAGAGGCCUUAUAUGGUGUCAUGGAAAGCAGAUGGAAUGAGGUAUAUGAUCUAUAUUUGUGAUGAAAAUGAGGUUUAUGCAUUCGAUAGGGACAAUGAGGUACGAGUCUUUUUUGACUUUUUACGCUUGAUGGUCCCAAGUGUUCUUCCUUAUUAUGUUACGCUCUCCUUUUAUUUCUUUUGA
Cooperia oncophora is the source of this 672-nucleotide messenger RNA. NCBI's taxonomy places the organism in Eukaryota, Metazoa, Nematoda, Chromadorea, Rhabditida, Trichostrongylidae. The record is from the annotation of a GenBank genome assembly.